GUGCUGAGUGACAGCAGCUGCUCCUCAGCCCUACGUCAGAAACCCGGCAACGUGACGUCAUUCAAACUUCGCGCUCAGGCAGGAGGAAGUGACGUGGACGAGUCAGUGAAGGUCCGCUGCUGCACGCCCUGUCUCCGAUCCCAGUGAAACACAUCGACCAAGACAAGUUCAGGUAUCUGGUAGCGGGAGUAGACACGCCACAACUUCAACAUCUUCAAAAGGCCAAGCAGGUAGAUUGUCCAUGAGUCAACUGACGAGUGAGGAUGUAGGAAAAAGACAUGACAAAGCCGUAAAAACCUUCCAAGCUGAUCCGACUCCAGGAAAAUGUAUUCAUCAAAAAGUGACUGAAAAAUUGACACCAUCACAUAUUCUGGAAAGCUGCACCGCUGCCAUAUUGACGAUAACCCAGGACCCACAGCCCACUGCAGAAGAUUUAAUUUCCACUUCUCCUUCAAGCCCAAUAAAUGAGCCAUUUCAGGAACCAGAACAAGAGAGUACGCGAUUAUCUGACGUACAUACCAACACAUCGGAGGAGCUGAUUGAAUCUGCCACAGCAAUUACUGCAGCUUUAUCCCCUGAGGAAGAUGUAGAACCUUUAAAUGAGCCUGAUAUGACACAAGUAUCAUCUCCUAUAGAAAGUCAAUUUCAUGUGUUGAAGGAUAUACGGACAGGCCUAUCGACAGGGACUACUGAACGGGUGAAUGACAUAGCGAAACAAAUGGAGAACAGACAAGAAAGCUUUCGUGUAACCGUAGACCACCGUCUGCUAAAGAUGGACGAAACACUGGGACGUUUCUUUGAAUAUUUAAGAGACGUGACAACCUCCACUUCUACCGUGUUACAGGGCAUAGAGUCCAAACUAGGUACCAUGAUUGUUGCCUUAAAUAAACUUGUGGACAACACUUCGUGCCAGGGAAACACCCUACAAAUCAUGCAGACCAGCCAUAGCCAAACUGCAGCAAAUACAUCUCUAAUAGCUACACAACUCCAAACUAUGAAUACUAUCAUGUUGAAGAUGUUGUCUGUUUUGAGUCAGGGACAACACCAUCCAGCCAUUCAAGAAUCAACUCAACCAUUUCCAGGUUUGGGUCCAGAGGGACAAUUACAUGGAAUGGACUCUGGUCAUGUCCAUCCGCAAAUGCCAACAGCUCCUAGUCCUGCACCUCCUGAUAGUGCAACCACACCAGGACCAUACACACAACACCAAAAACCAGAUGAAUCACAUUGGCCAUAAUCGAACAAAUUUAUGUAUUUCUUACCUUAGAAUAUUUUUCUAAACUACAGUAUUUGUAAUUUUUUUACGUUAAAGACAGUUUGCACAUAUUUAUUUCCUCUAAUUAUAGAAGAGAGAUGUUAAUUGGUACUUGUCCUCUCAAAUUGGACCAAUGUCUAUAUGUACUACUCCUUGUGGUUUGCACCAUCAUUCAUCUUAAUGUUAUACCUUUUACAUUUGCUUUUCACGGUAAGCAUAACUGUUUGAUUGUUUGGCUUGUUUGGAGUCCUACCUACAUGAUUUGGUUGUUUCUGUGCUUUGGGAUGCUUAUGUGUGUGCACUGUUAAAUGGAGGGAUAUACACUAUAUAUAUAUAUAUAUAUAUAUAUAUAGGUAUACUAUACUAAUUAUAUUGUCAUUUAUGAAAAAAAAUACUGACCAAAUUACUUUUCUCUA
Messenger RNA from Pseudophryne corroboree (corroboree frog), 1668 nucleotides. RefSeq lists its product as uncharacterized. The transcript has 5 exons. The record is from RefSeq and is a predicted model, not a curated record. The coding region runs from base 242 to 1234 and encodes 330 amino acids. Lineage: Eukaryota; Metazoa; Chordata; Amphibia; Anura; Myobatrachidae.